CAGUUCAAGUAGCGUCUUUGGAAUUCGAGAAUUUAAUUAGGGACAGAUUUAACAUGGAAAUGGUAAAAAUUUCUAACAAGGCAACUUUAAACGGGUUGGAGUAUCGGAUUGGUAGUUUUGUGUACUUGGGCUGCAGAGAAGAGGAACAGUUGUUUGGUCGAAUUGAAUUAAUUAUUUUGGAAGAUGGAGACUGUAGUAUAAUAAUUUCCGAAAUGAGUGGAGAGUAUGAUAACCAUUUUUGUAGUUAUGUUCUAAAUGAUAAAAAAUCUGUCCGAAUUAUUGAUAUAAAUGAUUUUGCCUUCUUCCUGCCCUUGUAUUCAAUGCAGUCGUUCAAAUUAAAUGAUUUAUCUAGUUAUAUGAUCCUUCCAAUUAAAUUAAUUUAGUCAUUAAUUUCCUAUGUACGAUGUUUAUUGGAUUAAUUUCUGAAUGAUUUUGGAAUUUAUGGGUGUAUUUAAAUUAAACAAUAAAGUAAGUGCGAAAAACUAAUUUUGUAUUUAAUUUUUCAGACGUUUCACGUCAAUGUUCCUGAGACUGAAAAUUUCUCAUGUUCCAGACGAAACUCAUUCUGAAGCUGGGAUUUCAAUUGAUACCAAUGACAUUUUAGACGAGAAAGAAGCACGUGAAAGGGGGCUGUGCUUGUCGCCGUCAAUACUAAAAUGUAGUUCAAAAAGCUCCAACUCGCAUUCAAAUCAGGAGGAAAUUAAAAAUAAGGAGUUGCCACCCGCUCCAGUCUUGGACUCACAAAAUUGUCAAGAGCUUUUAGUGCCGUCAAAUCUUGUACCAAUUAAAACCCGUUUUCCAGUAAGGUCACAAAUUGAUAACCAGGUAUUUGCUUCUCCGGGAGCAGCAGUAGCAAAUUCGAACAGUAAUGUUUCAAGCCAGGCGGGGACCGCUCCAAAUCUAAAACAAAUUCCCCGUCAAUCUUCGUCACGUAGGAAUAUCUAUGGAUUUGAUAUAAACGAGGUCCUUCAGAAAUCUACUUCUUUACAAAAAAUCGUCGCCACCAAGAUUCCAGAGAAUUUAAUGAUCAUUAAAGCAGAUAGGCAACUUAUUGCAGCUGUUCUUAUCGAUGCUGUCAUUUUGCACCAUGGAACCCGACCUAGCAAGGAAGCUUUGGAGCAGUUGGCCAAGGAUUUGGUGAAUUAUACCCGACGUUUGGGGAUCGGAGAAAAUUACAAAACGGAUAUGAGAUGUGGUUUUUUAGCUCCCCAUAUUGUGGCGCUACUGGGUUUUUGGAGGAGAGAUUAA
Molecule: messenger RNA, 1248 nt
Organism: Folsomia candida
Lineage: Eukaryota; Metazoa; Arthropoda; Collembola; Entomobryomorpha; Isotomidae
Exons: 5
Coding region: 520-1248 (242 amino acids)
Source: RefSeq, a predicted model, not a curated record